This is a messenger RNA of Bipolaris oryzae ATCC 44560, 1038 nucleotides long. RefSeq lists its product as uncharacterized. The record is from RefSeq and is a predicted model, not a curated record. NCBI's taxonomy places the organism in Eukaryota, Fungi, Ascomycota, Dothideomycetes, Pleosporales, Pleosporaceae. The transcript has 3 exons. The coding region runs from base 1 to 1038 and encodes 345 amino acids.
AUGUGCUCGAAGUUUGGUGUCUUGUUUUUACUCCUAGCAGGACUGGCUCUUGCAAGAGAUAUUCCACAGGUACCAGUGCAGACACCCACGUCGCCUACACUAGCACCAGCGAGCGCAAUCACCCCCGCUCCACUUGCACACGAAGAUAUUUUCAAAAGAGCGAUCGGCACAUGUGGUUUUAUUCGUGGUGACUCUGCGUCGCCUAUAACCUGCGGAGCAGGAUACAACUGCGUCACAACCGUCAGAGCUCAAUACGCAUUCGCAUGUUGCAAUAAUGUAGAAUGCAUAGACGAUUGGAGCGUUUGUCGUCCAUUUGGUCAAACAGACUGCAUGGGCAACAACCUUCCCGACGAUACCUGUUCACGGAUCUAUGGAUCGAUACUCCAAUGUUCGGAAGCAGCGCCCUAUUGCGUUACCUACGCGCGUAGUUCUACUCUCAGUGACUCGACCACUUUUUUCUCGUUGACGUGCGGGACAACAUCGGAAGACGUUCUUAUCCUUGCGACAGUAACGAAUGGCGCAAAGCAGACUGCAUCUGGCAAACCCGCCCAGGAAACCGAGAGUGCAGAUCCCCUUGCAGGCUUCCCAUCAAUCCCAGGUUUGUCGCCAACUGGAACGUCGACUCGCAACACCCCUGCGCCCACCGACUCAAGUUCAAGCGGAUCCGCACUGAGUACGAGGUCGAUUGUUAUAAUCUCUGUGGUUGGCGCUGUGGUACUUCUACUAGCGCUGGGAGUCGGAUGGUGUUGUUGGUGCAAGAGGAUAAAGGAAUGGUGGCGCAACAGGAGACAUGGCAAUGGACGUAUCAUUGAUCCGGCCAGAAUACCCCAAGCCCAGUAUCAACCCACGAAUUACCAGCCCUCGAAUUACCAGCCCACUAAUGGUCAGCCCACUGAUCCGAGGAUACAAGCGUGGAGGAAUGAGACACCGCUUGGCGCGAGUCCUAAUGUGGCUCCGUCUGUGAAUGGAAGUGUUUAUGGUGGAAGAAGUGUGAAUGGGGCGGCACCGAGGCCGAUGAUGACUGUGCAUGAGCGGUAA